This is a messenger RNA of Patiria miniata (bat star), 1441 nucleotides long. RefSeq lists its product as uncharacterized. The record is from RefSeq and is a predicted model, not a curated record. The coding region runs from base 1 to 678 and encodes 225 amino acids. NCBI's taxonomy places the organism in Eukaryota, Metazoa, Echinodermata, Asteroidea, Valvatida, Asterinidae. The transcript is spliced from 5 exons.
AUGUUGAUGUCAAGUUUUUUUUUUCGUCAUGGCACGGUGGAGUCAUCACUCUCAGAGUGCGAAUAUAGAACAGCAGCUAUCGGGUGUGGUGAUAGCAACAAUAAAGGAGCCGGAGUUACAUGCGUCUAUAGAACAACCGAGGGAGCAACGCCCAAAUCCCCAGCCGGAGAUGUAGGAUCUGACGCCCAAGGCUCAAAUUCAGGAACGUACAUUGGACUAGCAGUAGGAUGUGUCUUGUUCGUCGUGUGCGUUAGCGUUAUUGUCGUCUGUUUUCUGAAAAGACACAAGAGACAAGAUAAACCCACACCCACAGCCACCUUGCACCCGUCUGCCGGCUCCCAACAACACAGCAACACUCGGCAAAUUCCAGCUCCUUCAGCUGGAGGUGAGGUGGAUGACCACUACUACUCGUCUGCCAAACUGGACACCACCAAACCGUCUGAUCCUCCGGAAGACAGCGUGUACACGUACGCAGAUGCGCCGAGAGGCGGUGCCAACAACAGACCACCAAACACCGACUUUUUCAUGAUUGAGGAAGGGGGUAACUCCAUGGGUUCCCCCCAGCAACCAGCGAUUGAGAGCGAGUAUGCCUACGCAGAUCCCACCCAGCUUCGUGAGGAGUCGCCCGACGAAACCGAAGGAUGGGUGGAAAAUAUCGUGUAUGUUGCGGGUCCGUAAAAUAGGCCUCGCGAAAAGAAGCAACUAAUCACAAAACCCUACCCUACCUAAGCUAAGUAAUAGGCCUCGCGAAAAGAAGCAACUAAUCACAAAACCCUACCUAACCUAAGCUAAGUAAUCAAGACCUCACGGGUCUAAUGAUCACAAGUGACUUAGAAGUCAUCCUGUCCGAAGUCGAGUAAAAUGCUGUACAAAAUGAACCCUUAAGAUCACAUUUUCUUGUGACAUUAUUCAUAACAACUCUGCCCAAUGUGUCCAUCAUUAUGUGAUUAUGACAUUAUUAUGUGAACAUGAUGUCUGGAGAAAUAAUCUGAGAGUAGGUGAAGGGCAAAACACAAUAUUGUACAUAUGAAUUUACAUGACGUCACCCCCGACGAAAAAAAUCCAUUUGAUGAAUAAUUUGAGAGCACCCAUCACAAACGAGGCUUAAGUAUUAUUUUUCUGUUUUGAUUGUGUAUAUCAAUAACAAGUUCCAAUUUAUUCGAGGUAGUACUAUUUUGUACCAAAGAAUAAACAGCUUUUCACUCUUGGACAGUCGCUGCCACACUAUAUCGACUUUUUUUGUUAAAUAGAACAUAUUGGUACAUAUUAUAGUUUGCAGUACAUUGCCUUUCCAUUACUGUUAUCCAGCUGUACGUACAUUUUGAAUAAUUAUAAUUGCUUGAUAAUCGUUAAAAAUAUAAAAUGUAUAUAAUUUAAGUCGCCAAAAAAAAUUACUUCCACUUAAACAAUAUUUUGAUGCUAAUGUAAAAUUUCCAAUCUA